AUGUCCGCCCUUUGCAUCCGCGCCAUGGCUGGGCACAUGAACUGUGCGGCACAGGGCACAUGGCGGAGGGCUGCCACGGCGUUUGGCCGACAAGCGGCGCAGCACUGGCCCCGCAGCUUGGAGAGGCAAAGUGGCGACACCUGGCGCAUUGCGCCCACGCGACAACUGGCCUGUGCGCCGCCCAAGCUCAGACCAUCGGAUGAUGGGGCCCUGCCAAAGCUGCUCGAAGAAGUGCAGGUGCCCAGACAGAUUCUGCCAGGUGCCAAUGCAAGUACAGCAAGUCUGUGCGUUUGCGGCAGGGCACCACCCUCUUUCGGGUGGCCGAAGGAUGUCAGGCCCUCCCACUGCGCCAGAUGCAAAUCCGAGGGUAUGGUGCGGCUUCAGGGUCCCAAGUGCAGAUGCGGUAGAGCAUGGCCAGUCUUCGGGGUGCCAGGUGAUGCCAGGCCAACCUGUUGCAGCAAGUGUAAAGCUGGUGGCAUGGUGGAUAUCAAGAAUCGAAAAUGCCAAUGCGGAAAAUGCCAGCCACAUUUUGGCUUUCCCGACGAUGCUCGGCCUAUAUGCUGCAGUCGCUGCAAAGCUGAAGGCAUGGUAGACAUCAGAAGCCGAAAAUGCGAGUGCGGCAAGGCUCGGCCUGGUUUUGGAUAUGCUGGUGAUGCCCGUGCCACCUGCUGCUGCCAGUGCAAGUAUGAUGGCAUGGUAGAUAUCCGAAGCCUUAAGUGCAAAUGCGGUAAAGCCCAGCCUUCUUUUGGCUUCAUCGAUGAUGUGCGACCUACUUGCUGCAAGCAGUGUAUGGCAGCUGGGAUGGUGGACAUCAAAAGUCCCAGAUGCAAGAUGUGUAACAAGCAAGCCUCCUAUCCAGAUGAAGCUGGCCGGCCAAAGCAGCUUUGCGCGGCUCAUUCAGCCGAAGUGGGAGCUCAUGUGCUGUCCUCGCCCCGUCGAUCCCGGAUGGCUAGUGAGUGCUUUGAUGCUUUGGAGGCCGAGUGGGGCCGCAAGCUGUCCUUCCGCUACAGAUUCGACAUCAAGACGAGCUCCUGGUCAGGUGCGGAGUUUGUAGGGCUGGUGCCAAGUCGCAACGUGAAGCCAGACGCCUACGACCCAGAGGCCCGCAAAGUGGUCGAGUUUCUUGGGAACUACUACCACGGGUGCCCCCCAGAUCAUCCACAGCAAUUCAGAUUGAUGGUAUGUUUUGAGCCGACUGUCUUGACCUGUCCCAGAGUGGCUCUUGUUUAG
Messenger RNA from Effrenium voratum, 1230 nucleotides. The record is from the annotation of a GenBank genome assembly. NCBI's taxonomy places the organism in Eukaryota, Dinophyceae, Suessiales, Symbiodiniaceae.